AGCCACGCUCCUUCAGUUUUUAGGGCUUAAAGGGGCGGCUCCUGGGUUUUAAAAAGAAAUUCACACACACACACACUCUCUCUCUCUUUCUCUCUCUGUGUGUGGAAAGUAGAAGAAAGGAAAUGGCUUUCUGGGGAAUUGAAGUAAAACCCGGAAAGCCUUUUACUCAUAAAUUCGAUGACUUGAGAGGACGGCUCCAUAUUUCCAUGGCGACGUUGGGGUUCGGUAAUGCUACAAAUAAAAGCAUACUUCAGUGUAAUGUAGGAAAUAGGAGCCCUGUUUAUCUGUGUUCUUUGUAUCCUGAAAAGACUGAAUCUUUGCAACUAAACUUGGAAUUUGAGGAGGCUGAUGAAGUCAUCUUCUCUGUUAUUGGUCCUCGGAGCAUUCACCUCUCUGGUUACUAUCUGGGUCGUGGUCGAAAUACCUGUCUGAAUGAUGAUUCAGAAUCCUAUGGGGAAGAUAUUGCUGACACAGACACACAGAGGUCAUGUGACAGUGAUGAGGAUCGAUAUGAGGAUAGCUUUAUUGAUGACGGAGACCCAAAGUUGUUCCCUACUUCACCUAUUUCCAGUGGUGGAGGGGAGAUUUCAGAUGAUAAGAAACCUAAGAAUGGAAAGGGCAGCCAUAGACGACUUAGGAAGAAGUAUCAAUCGGUUGAGUCUGAUGAUGAGGGAUGUUCUCAACCAAAAACUGUUGCCAACGGUACUUCUAGUGUUCCAAUCCCUGAAAGCGAAGAUGACGACACUUUCCCAAUUUCCUCGUUAUACAAGAGUAAAACCACUGCAAAGGAAGGUACACAGGAAGCUGAAGAAAAAGUAGACAAGGGAACUGAUGAAAGUGGCCACAAGAAAACAGAGGACACUGGCAAGCAUGAUGCUGAAUCAAAAGGAAAUAUUGUUAUUAUUGUAGAUGGUCAACCAAAAAGGAAAUCUGAUGUGCCAGUUGAUCUCUUAAUACCGUCUUCUGAAGAAGGCCGUGAAAAUGGUGGAAUGCCUAAGAAGAAGCGCAAAGAGCGGUCAGCAAAGGGGAAAUCAUGUGAAACUGAUGAAACACAGCAAGCAGAUGGUCUGGCCCAUGAUUUGAUUGUAGAAGAUAAAAAAGAGCAGGAGGUGGUGAAUGAUAACAGUGGAGCUGAAAUGAUACAUAAUUUCUUACAGUCUUCCACUAACGUAAACCCCAAAAGUGAGGAAAGGCCAAAGAAGAAAAGGAAAGAGCUUGGAGAAGAUGAGAAACCUUUUGAAAUUGACAGCGCUCAAAAUAGAAAGGUUGGCAAAGAUAAUAAAGCCCAGCAGGAUGAGAGAAAAGCUGACAUAAUGAGCCAAAAUUUGCCUUCUAGAAGUGAGCAAAAUAAGAAAUCAGCCAAUGAUUUUAGAAGUUUCGACCAUGAAUCCUGUGGGUUGGCCGAUGAAAAUCUUUCCAAGGAUAAUAAGGUUACAAAGAAGAAGAAGAAGAAGAAGAAGAAGAAUAAAAUACAAGAGAAUAUGGAAGCUGUACACGCGGAUAUACCUCUCUCAUUAAUUGAAGAGAAGAACACUCCUUGUGUAGAAAUGGAGUCCAAGAGUACCGAUGUUGAAACUUCUCGUGUUAAGACCUUUCCAAAUGGGCUGGUCAUUGAGGAGCUAGAAAUGGGUAAACCAGAUGGAAAAGUUGCUGUUUCGGGUAAAAAGCUUUCUGUGUACUAUGUUGGCAAAUUGAUGAAUGGAGAAGUAGUUGACUCAAAUGUUGGUGGUUCGCCCUACAAGUUUCGGCUAGGCAAGGGAAGAGUUAUAGAGGGUUGGGAUGCGGGUCUUGAAGACAUGCGAGUGGGUGAGAAAAGAAGACUUACAAUCCCACCUUCAAUUGGUUUUGGGAGUUAUGGAGAUGGUAAAAAUAUACCACCAAACUCGUGGCUGAUUUAUGAAAUUGAAUUGGUUAAAGUCCGAUGAUUUCACUUACCCCACUGCCCUUUGUUUCUUUCUUUUUACUUUUGGAGUAUCAAAAACAAGUUUUGAUGAAAUAUAGGUGUUAAAUGCAAAAGCAAAUCCAAGAUCGGAUGUUAGCCGGUUUGAAAUAUAAAUUUUUGUUGUGGCAAACUGGUUCUAAACUUAUACCAGACGGCUGUCUUUUGUAAGAUCAGAUUUUAUUGUAAAGAGUACUUCGUUCAUUCUA
Ziziphus jujuba (common jujube) is the source of this 2148-nucleotide messenger RNA. RefSeq names its product peptidyl-prolyl cis-trans isomerase FKBP53-like. Gene Ontology annotation, molecular function: peptidyl-prolyl cis-trans isomerase activity. Bases 123 to 1925 code for a protein of 600 amino acids. The record is from RefSeq and is a predicted model, not a curated record. NCBI's taxonomy places the organism in Eukaryota, Viridiplantae, Streptophyta, Magnoliopsida, Rosales, Rhamnaceae. The transcript is spliced from 12 exons.